GAAAUCGAUUAACUGAGACUUGAACGAAUUAUUAUAACUUUGUCGGGAAGUUUCUUUAGCUGCCGCAUUACUUAAUUGAAGUACAACAUUGGUUUAAGUGUGUCAUACCUUGGAUGGUAACGUUAUUGCUUCAAUGGAGAUACACUACUGAAUGAAACAGACAAAACACUUGUAAUUAAACGCGCAUUUCCGUAUAUGAAAUUUUCAGAAUUAAAAAUAUUCUGUUGAUUUGUAAAAGUACAUGUUCUAAAUGUGUGGUUUUCCAAAGUGGUGGGGUUGUGUAAAUACACACAAGUUUCUUGCCAUAACCCAACUCAACAGUCUAUAUUAUAGAUGAAAAAGUACAAGAAUUUCAUUGUGAAGCAGUUUUUGUUUGUGCAUACGUUCAAAUGAACAAUUCUAAAGUAUAUCAGGCCACAUAUUAAUUAGAGGACAGAUGAGGCGAGAUGGCCAGUGAAAAUCACGGAACAGUGAAGGGAGAGCCGGCGCUAGUGAUGUCACCCUCCGGCCCCUCCUCCUCACAGGGCCAGCCCCUCCUGCCCUCAACCAGCAAACCCAUCCAAGAGCUGCCAGAUGAGCUGAUCCAAGCAGGCUGGUCCAAAUGCUGGAGCAAGCGGGAGAACCGGCCCUACUACUUCAAUCGCUUCACCAACCAGUCGCUGUGGGAGGUGCCGGUGCUGGGGCAGCAUGAUGUCAUCUCCGACCCCCUGGGUUUAAACGCAGCUCCGGCCUCGGGUGAGGGGGCCGGGGACCCCAGCCUGGGAAACGGGCAGCGCAAGAGACGCCUGUCUGAGGAGGCCCCUCAGGGGACCCCCAACAGUUUCAAGAGACCCAAGGUGGAGGCGAUGCCCGUGACUCCGACGACCCCCACCGUCCCCAUCUCCCCCAGCACGCCGGGGGCUAAGCCGUGGAGCUCCGGCACGGAGGACAAGCAGGCCCCGGCCCCGGCCCCGGCUCCCGCCCCGGCCCCCUACCGCCCUACAGCGGUGUACUGGGACCUGGACGUGCCGACCAACGCGGUGAUCCGGGAGAGGGCCCCGGCAGACCACCUCCCGCCCCACCCCGAGAUGGAGCUGCUGCGUGCCCAGCUGACCAGCAAGCUGCGCCAGCACUACCACGAGCUCUGCUACCAGCGAGAGGGGAUCGAGCCCCCCCGGGAGUCUUUCAACCGCUGGAUGCUGGAGCGCAAGGUGGUGGACAAGGGCAGCGACCCCCUGCUGCCCAGCGAGUGCGACCCGGUCAUAUCGCCCUCCAUGUUCCGCGAGGUGAUGAACGACAUCCCCAUCAGGUUGUCCCGCAUAAAAUACAAGGAGGAGGCCCGGAGGCUCCUGUUCAAAUACGCGGAGGCCGCCAAGAAAAUGAUCGACUCGAGGAACGCCACGCCGGAGAGCCGAAAGGUGGUGAAGUGGAACGUGGAGGACACCAUGAACUGGCUGAGGAAAGACCACUCCGCCAGCAAAGAGGACUACAUGGACCGCCUGGAGCACCUGCGCAAGCAGUGCGGACCGCACGUGACUGCGGUGGCCCGGGACUCCGUGGAGGGCAUCUGCACCAAGAUCUACCACAUCUCCGCCGAGUACGCGCGCCGCAUCCGCCACGCGCACCAGGCCCUGCUCAAGGACUGCAACAUCGCCGAUGGUCCAGAUCCCCCGGAGGUCCAGGACCGGUUGGUGUACUGCUACCCGGUUCGACUGGCGAUCCCCUCACCCCCCCAGCCCAGAGUCGAGCUGCACUUCGAGAACGACAUCGCCUGCCUGCGCUUCAAGGGCGAGAUGGUCAAGGUCAACCGCAACUACUUCAACAAGCUGGAGCUUCUCUAUCGGUACAGCUGCAUCGACGAUUCAAGGUUUGAGAAGUUCCUGUCACGGGUGUGGUGCCUUAUCAAGAGAUACCAGGUGUUGUUUGGUUCGGGUAUAAACGAGGGUACGGGCCUGCAGGGGGCGCUCCCCGUUCCCGUCUUUGAGGCUCUGCACAAGCAGUUCGGCGUCAGUUUCGAGUGCUUCGCCUCGCCGCUGAACAGCUACUUCAAACAGUUCUGCUCCGCCUUCCCGGACAUCGACGGCUUCUUCGGAUCCCGGGGGCCUUUCCUGAGCUUCCGUCCAGCCAGUGGUUCCUUUGAGGCCAACCCACCUUUCAGUGAGGAGCUGAUGGACACCAUGGUGACUCAUUUUGAGGAGCUCCUGGAGCGCUCGAACGAGCCGCUGUCCUUCAUCAUCUUCGUCCCGGAGUGGCGCAACCCUCCGACCCCGGCGCUGACCCGUAUGGAGGCCAGCCGCUUCCGCCGCCACCAGAUGACCGUGCCGGCGUUCGAGCAUGAGUACCGCAGCGGCUCCCAGCACAUCUGCAAGAGGGAGGAGAUGUACUACAAGGCGGUCCACGGCACGGCGGUGCUCUUCCUGCAGAACGCGGCCGGCUUCGCCAAGUGGGAGCCCACCCCGGAGAGGCUGCAGGAGCUGCAGGCGGCAUACCGCGUUUCGGGGCGCUCCCUGUCCUCCCCCGGACCCUCCUCCACCCCCACCCCCACCACCACCACCACCACCCCCCCCACCCCCUCCGCCAACGCGGCGGGGGACAAGGACCCCAAAAGCGAGCCGGAGGCGGCGAGCACGGACACUCCGGCGACCCCGGACAACGGCAGCCCCAAGGAAAAGACUCCCCCGAACGCCGCGGCCGUUUAAAGCAGGGUGAGGAGCGGAGGGAGUGUCUGAGGGGGAGGGGUGCUCGUCGUCGUGGGGGAGGGGUUAUGGGAACGGGGCGUGGUCAGGGCGGCACUGUGGGAGCGGGGGGUUGGGGGGCAUCUCGGUUUUAAUGUCUCGCCUCUGUGUACUCUCUCUGCCUGGACUUUUAUUUAAUAUUUAGUUGAACCAAGUUCAUUACUGUUGCUGUUUUUAUUACUGUUGUAGGCCGUAGCGGUAAUGGUAUUAGCCGUAGUUUUAACUAGUGAGAGUAGUUUGUUGUUGUUGCUGUCGUUAGUAUGAUUAUUAUUAUUUUUUUUUUUUUUUUACCAUCGUUGCUGUUGAUGAUGUCAUGAAUAAUCUGGUAAUUCUGGUUGUCGUUUAUUGGCCUUUAAACUUUAGUGCUAUGCUACAUGGCAUUGCUAUAUCUGGCAGUCAGAUUAUAGAAAAGAAGAAUAAGAAGGAAAAAAAAAAACACAUUUUGGGGGAGAGAAGUGGAGGCUCAGCGGGGCUUUUUUUCCUCCUUUUUAAAUCCCCUAAUCUCUCUGGAAGAGGAAGGGACGUGUAAUGAUCAGGCAGCUAUGUGUGUUAACCUUUCAGUCGGUUGCCCAGCCUUCCCACCACCGUCACCAUCACUAAUGCAGCGUCACACGUACAUGACAGCAGUUAUCUCUCUUUAGUUUCCAUGACGCCAGAACCUGUGUCAUGACGUGGCGUGAGCCAUUCUCUGUUUACAUGCUUUUCUGCUUUAUAUGCGAGUUAGGACAAGAGACUCUGAGGGGGGUUUGGGGGGUUUGGCUAUGGCUGAUUGGACGUUUCACCUGUGUUUAGGAAUUUCAUUUGUCCCCUUUCAUUUUUUUUUUUAAUACAGGUAAGAUUCAUUAAUAUGUUACAGUUGCAAUACAAAUUGGACUUAACUGCAGCAGCCAUGUUCAGCAGCAAAAAUUAAUCUCAAUAAACGCCUUUCCCUUUGCUUGAUUCAGAAAUUAGUUUGGUUAAGUUAGGUGGUGUUCUUUUUGGCUGGGCCGCAACAGCGGGGCCAGCCCUACAAACGCGAAUGUCUGAGACUGAGUGAGUUAUGAAGUUACACCAUUGGUCGGCUGGAGAGGUCCAGCCAUAUACUAGGUUUUGACCUGGUCUUGUUUCAUUAUUUUUGUUUUGUGUAAGAUAGGUAGCAUCUCGUUUGUGUUAGAAGGUUGCGAAUGAGUUGAAGCAGCAGUAGGUUAUGAGCGAGAGAAGCUGGCCAGAAAAAGGCCUGCUGUUUCUGCGGUCUGCCAGACUUAUCCUGUGCCAGACCUGGGUCAAAUACGUAUUUGUUUUGGAUUCAAAUAAUUUUCUACGCUUUACUGAUCUUGUCUGUUGUAUUGGAACCAAUUAAAUACUCUCAAAAAGUGCAAACCCCACCUUCUGGUCAUACUGGCUGGGUCAGUUACACCAGGCAAGAUCAAUAGAGCACAGAAAAGCAUUUGAAUCCAAAACAAAUACAUAUUUGACCCAGGUGUGUCCUAUACCGUCUCAUUCUGUGCUCUGACUGGCCGGCUGUUGGUCCCAAUACUUUGACCUCUUUUAUUGUGUGUAAUCUCACAGUAGUUUAUGAUGUCACUGAACAACUUUUUGAUUGUAGCACACCUUAUGUCCAAAAUACUGUGCGCGAAUGCACAGAACUACCCUUUUUAAAAUUUAUUUAUGGUUUAUUUAAAGAAGAAUAAACCUUCCUUUUCCCAGAAAUAAUCCUCAGCCUUUAAUCUGUCCAUAGGGAGCGCCAUACCCCUUAUUCACUGAAGUUCAUUUUGCCAGAAAAGUGUGCUUGGUUGUGAAAACCAGGUUUUCACCUAGCAGAUAUAUAUAUGGUCAGCCUGGAGACACUAGGGAUAAAUCUUCAGACAAGAACCCACUACGUUGCCGCUUGUUGUAUACUUGUAUUCAAAAUCUGAAAAAAAAAAAAAAGUUUUCUAAAUUGACAAAUCUUUCCUGUGGUUUCAACAGUUUCAGGUUUCAACAGUGACGUUAUAUGAACGGCACACAUUAGUGGCAUGCAAAAACCGAAGUUAAUGAAUGGGGUAUGUGGUUUUUGCUUUUUGCAAUCAUUAGAAUAGUAUUUACUAUUUGUACACAUGUUUACACUAGUAUGAGAUUAUAGUGCAUCACUGGGCAGCAUUAUGAAUGUAAAAUUUUUUUUUUUUUUUUUUUUUUAAAGCAAAACAUAUUAAAUUAGUGCAGCAUAUUUCAGUAUUUAGUAGUGAGGCUGUGGAAAAUGGAUAAAGAAGUAAUUGAGAAUAAAAAAUGUACUAAAAAAAACCAGUUCAGUCCUCCUGUGAAAAUUGACUUCCUCAUCGUGACUAGUGGUACAAUGCACCAACUCAUUUGGAGACUACACUUUGCGCCUGUACAGGCAAUGUUUUUUAUGUGUGCGCUUGUUUUUAAUGCAGAAUACUUGUCCGUGCAAGUUUAAAAACAAUACAGUCUGUUGUACAAUAUUCGGUCGCUUAGCUUGGCCUCGUUUGUACAUAUUAGCAGUUAGCGUUUUUAUUGCGAAAUUUAGACGAAAGCUUUGGGAAAGGCUAAUUCUGUUCAUGCUGCUGAUAUUCAACGACAAUUUGAUUCUUAUUAAUUUGAUACCCUUAGGGUGGCAUUGUGCCAUCUUGCUUUUGGGCAAAAAAAAUCAGGCCCUGCAUUAUUCUCCAUUAGAGCCAUGAGCAUCAGAUGGAUAUUCAAAUCCCCGUGUGUUUCUGUCACCAGCAAAGACAUUGUAGAUAUUGUACAGAAAUUGGUAUGAAUUGUGUUCUUUUUUCUCUCUGCUACACAGUUGUAUCGAGCUGUUUAGAAGAUUAAGUGUAUGUUGUCUCUUUUCUCCAUGAUUUUUGUUUUCCGAAAUUCUGAUUUUUGUUUUAAUUUAACAAAACUUUUUUUAAAAAUGAAAUAAUUCAUAAAAAUGUUUGUUAUGAAUUAUACAAUUUAUGGAAUAGAAAAUGUUUUAAACUAAACCAAAGUGUUAUUAAAGAAUAAAAAAAUCUAUCUUGUAUGUAAAAGUAGAAUUGUUUAUGAAUGCAACAGUAAUACACAGGUGUAACCAGCUAAAUUACCCCUGGAGUUUAUUUUUAUAAUUCGUGUUUUGUUUGGGUGAAAGAUGGAUUUUUCCUGUCUGGAAUUUACUUUGCAUGAUCAGAUAUUUUUCACUCACAGAAAGUAUAAUAUAACUAUACAAAAUGACAUUCAUAUAAAUUAGUCCAUAGGCUAUCUGUAGUAAUGAGUCAACUUUACUCUGUAUCAUCUUCAUUUUUAUAUGUGUGAUAAUAUGUAUAUAUAAAGAUUUUCAAAUGUG
Messenger RNA from Anguilla rostrata (American eel), 5997 nucleotides. It is a transcript of the gene pcif1, whose product is annotated as phosphorylated CTD interacting factor 1. Bases 447 to 2678 code for a protein of 743 amino acids. Lineage: Eukaryota; Metazoa; Chordata; Actinopteri; Anguilliformes; Anguillidae. Gene Ontology annotation, cellular component: nucleus. The transcript is spliced from 16 exons. Gene Ontology annotation, molecular function: mRNA (2'-O-methyladenosine-N6-)-methyltransferase activity; RNA polymerase II C-terminal domain binding. The record is from RefSeq and is a predicted model, not a curated record.